CCGCGACUCGCGACGCCUGUGGUCCCUUUUCUGCUUCAAUUGCACGCUUCAGUGUUUAUUCACUCAUUCACUCAUUCACCCGUCAUUCGUACGGCGUAAACAUGCUUUGACAGCACCUCUCAUUUACUACAAACACACAAACACACUCCUUCCCACCAAUUCAUAGUCCCUUCGCCACUCGCGAUUCCCCGCAUCCGCGCGAUGGCAUCUCCACAACCUCCCCAACAGGCACACACCAUACCCUCAUACCCUCAAGCCUCACAGCUCGACUGGGAGCUCCCAGCCAACGGCGAAAAGACCACCCGGAGCGGGCCCCAUGCAUUCAUCGGCAUCAUCAGCACAAAGCUCUCAACCGCGCUCCCUGUCCGGCGCAGGCGUUCAGGAGGAGGCAGCGCAUACUGCGGCCUCGGCAAGAAGAAAUUCAUCAUCAUCGCCAGCAUCGCCGCCGUCUGCCUUCUCGCCCUUAUAAUCGGGCUCGCGGCCGGCUUGACAGCAGGCAAGAAGAACAAAGCGCAAAACCUCCCUCUACCCAGCAAUAAAUCCCCGCAGACCGGCGACUUCACAUACUACGACCCCGGACUCGGCGCGUGCGGCGUCGUAUCCACGUCCGAAGACCACAUCGUGUCCGUGUCGCAUUUUGUCUUUGACGCCGCGAGCACCGGCUCAAAUCCGAAUGCGAAUCCGCUGUGCGGCAAGAAGAUUCGUGCUACGCGCUAUCAUGAGGGUGUGGGUGCGCAGCGUAGUGUUGAUUUGACGGUUGUGGAUCGCUGUGUUGGGUGUGCGCCGACGGAUAUUGAUACGACGACUGGUGUGUUUGAUAUGUUGGCGAGGAGGGAUGAUGGGAGGGUGAAGGUGACGUGGGCGUGGUUGGACUAGAAGGGGGAGAAAGAGGGUGUGUGUAUGUGAGGCCGUAUGGCUUGGGAUGCGUGGACUAGGGACUUGGUGGUGUAUGUCUCUCUAGUCGUGUGAUGGUGUGUGUGGUCGGAGUUGAUUGAGGCAUGCACAGCCAGCGCAGGAUACCGCUGCGUAUGAACAUCCCACCGGUGGCAUGCGUGGCUUGCGCUGUCUCUCACGCUUCCGCCUGCUCAAGGUGGGAUAUGUCACACUAUACACCGCGACGCGAAGAUGGGUCAAUCCCACCAUGGCUACCACAGACCUCACGUCAACACUGGACACAAGGCAGGAGAACGCGGUAUGGAAUGGGCGGAAAUGUUGUUGUGCUGUAUGAUAGUUUGAUACCCCCUUUUUUCUCUCUCUCGCUACUUUCGAAAUUUCAGUUUGACAUUCGAAAUAUAGCUCCAUCGCGGCAGAUAAGCUAAUGAUCAAUACAAGAGACCAAAUCCAAGACACCAC
Pseudovirgaria hyperparasitica is the source of this 1353-nucleotide messenger RNA. RefSeq lists its product as uncharacterized. The coding region runs from base 202 to 876 and encodes 224 amino acids. The transcript has 2 exons. Lineage: Eukaryota; Fungi; Ascomycota; Dothideomycetes; Acrospermales; Acrospermaceae. The record is from RefSeq and is a predicted model, not a curated record.